This is a messenger RNA of Limanda limanda (common dab), 4329 nucleotides long. RefSeq names its product androglobin (gene adgb). The record is from RefSeq and is a predicted model, not a curated record. NCBI's taxonomy places the organism in Eukaryota, Metazoa, Chordata, Actinopteri, Pleuronectiformes, Pleuronectidae. Gene Ontology annotation, biological process: proteolysis. The transcript has 35 exons. Bases 1 to 4329 code for a protein of 1442 amino acids. Gene Ontology annotation, molecular function: calcium-dependent cysteine-type endopeptidase activity; protein binding.
AUGUCCAAGUCUCAGGCGAAGAAGAAGGAGCCCCCCCCCGGCAAAGCGGCUCUAGCCGACCGGCAAGCGACAGCCGUCUCCCUGGCAGAGCCGUCCACAGAGAGCCAGGGGGGUGCGUGGAGGGCCAGGUUCCCCGUGUGGCCCGAGUGGAGCGAUGCAGAAGUCAACAAGGAGAAGUGGGACUCCAGCAAAGGAACCGAGGAUGACAAAAAGGGCAGAGGGACCAGUUCCAGUGCUUCAUUUUUUGAAGAUCCCGAGGGAAAGAUUCCUCCAUCCCUGAAAGUGCACUGCUGGAAACGGCCCGCAGAGUUUUUAGUGGACAAGAUUCCCACCGUUGUUGAAAGUCAAAGGACGUUUGACCUCCUCUCGAACAACGAUCAUCUGAUUUGCAGUGAGCUGAUGAGGUGGAUCAUCAGUGAAAUCUGUAUCGUUUGGACGCUGUGUGGCAACAAAAUUAAGGAAGAGGAGCGUUGGAAACCUUGGGAGCACAUCUACUCGCUGUGUAAGGUGGUGAAAGGUCAUAUGCCACUCUACAACAGCUUUGGGAAAUACUUGGUCAAGCUCUACUGGAUGGGUAGUUGGAGGAAGAUAGCAGUUGAUGACUUCAUGCCAUUUGAUGAAGAAAACAACCUCCUCCUCCCCGCCUCCACCUGGCAGGCAGAGCUGUGGCCGAUGCUGUUGGCCAAGGCUCUCAUUAAACUGGCCAACUCCAAUGUAGUAUCAGAGGGGGAGAUGGGCGAGUUCACCUUCGUCAACGCCCUCACCGGCUGGAUCCCCGAAAUCAGGCCUUUACAAUCUUUGUACCUUGGAAAAACCUGGGAUUUCUUACUGGAUACCAUUCCUGUAUUUUCACACCCGAUUGAGAGUUUGCCAGAAGAGACGAAGUGUCAGACUCCAGAGUCAGUUUCAGGGAAAGGUACCAGCGUGAACAGAACCAGGAAGCAGAUUUCAGAUCGAGAAAACGGUCUCCCUGAUGUUGUGCUGUGUGUCAGCCAAUAUGCUUUUCAGCCACAUGACGACCCCCUUAAGUUUGGACAAAUGGCUAAUUCCUCCGAGGUCCUGCGUCAGUACAAUCUCUGCUUGCUGUACAGCCACAUCGCCCUGUUGACCAGAACCCGUUCGUGCCAGCUGGAGGUGCCACCCAAGCCGCUACCUGUUGCUCGAUGGAAACUUGUCCGCCCUCACAAGGAGUAUAACAUCACAGCUGAACCGCGGAAGCCUCCUGUGUCCAAGCCAGUGCAGUUCAUUGAGGUUGCCACUCCUUUUCUCUCCCACGGCUUGAAGACCAACGUUGGCUCCAUCCCAGAAUCAGAGGGUGCUCAACGGAUGUGUUCCCAUGGAUCCCCUCUGGCGUGCAUUGCAGAGAGAGAGGAGACUGACUGCCGAGACGGCCCUGAGCCUGUUGUUGCUGAACGCACCCCAAGCCCACCAAACAACGAUGUCAACAUAACGGUUAUUGCAGAGGACGGGGAGAAGGGCGUCGAUGACAUCUCUACUGGUAAAAAGGAGCCUGUAACUGAAGAGGUCUUAGUUCCUGUCCUCCCCCUCUUACAGAAGUUCUGGAUGGACCUUGAUGACUUUGCUGAAUGCUUUCAGAAUCUGUUUGUGUUCCAUAAACCUCACCUGUACACUCGUCACGUCCUCAAAUCUCAUUUUAAGAGCAACGUCGUGCCCAGAAGUGCAACAGUUAGCAGCUCCUCGUGUCCAGAGGUGCGAGGCACUCACUACCUGUGUUUGGACAGCAUGCAACCUUCGCAUAUCCUCAUAAACUUCUCAGUUCUGCUUCUCUGGGGACUUACAGCUGAGGAGAAAAAGGAAAUAUCAGCAACGUGUACACCUGGAGUUCUCAUCACCCAGCCGCACUCCUGGAAGAGUGCACAGUCUCAGCUGCCUGUUCUCACCAUCAAAACCACCUCGUCCAAGGCAGCCAUGCUUGACUUACCCCCAGGGCGGCAUGUGUUGUCCUUCCACAUUAAGGCAGCACUGGGCUACAAUGUCCACCUGUGCACCAAUACACCAUUCAUCUUUGGGGAUGAAGAAACCGUGAUGUCAUAUCUUACCAAGGAAAGUGCUCGUUUCAGCGACAUGGAUACGGCCCUCCUGCGAGCCCUGGGCAGAGUGGUGACGUCCUUCGGUAAUAGGCACAAGCGGUCGGAUCCAGGAAGAGCCCUACUGGAGACUCAUCAGCCGCUAAACAUCAUCACCCGCCGGGAAAAAGAUGAGCACCUAAAGGUGUUUAACUCUGCAGUUUACCACAUGCUGUGUGUGGCUCUGGGGAGGAAGCUGGUUGCAGAGGAACGGUUUGCUGUUAUGGGCCUCACCGCUGACCCUUAUCUCUUUAACCAUGGCUGCACAGAGGACUCCCCUGCAUUAUAUGCAGAGUCAGAGCCUCCAGAAAACUGGAGAGACAGGCAGCCCUCGAUCGAGGAGGUUGAAGCAGCCACUGUUCUGCAAGCCCGAUACAGAGGAAACGUGGUGCGAGGAGUCCUCAAAGCCAUAAAGCCUGGCACGAAGGAGAACCUCAGUGUUGCAAAGAUCCUUUCAGGCAUGUGGACGAAGGUUAGGGCGCAUACAGAUGAAAAUGCAAAAUUUCUGCUACGGGAUAUAAUUGACCACCACCACUCUAAAGGGAACGAGAUGCUCUAUCCGUGUCAGGGGGAUGAAUGGACGAAACUCUCCUACGCUGAUUAUUCUGUGUCUGUUCAAGACACGAGCAACUCCUGGAUCCUGGUUUUCAGAGAGGUUUUCCUAAUUCCUAAGAAGAUGCUGCUGGUAACGAAGAUUUACUCCCCGAUCCCUAAUUGUCUGCUGCACGUCAUAGAUAAUGACACAGGAGAGGAGCUGGACAACAAACUAGCAACUCGUGUCUAUCAACCCAACAAGCUUGGCUACACCUUUGUAGCAGAGGCUGUCAUACCUGAAUUGCCCCCUGCUGGUGUCAAUUGGAAGUUGCGCCUGAUUAGCUCAAGGGAACCUCUCCCAAAACUGGCCCGGGAGGCUCCACUCAACAAUUUCUCAGUGAAGGAAAUCCGGGAUUAUUACAUUCCCAAUGAUGAAAACAACAUAUGUCGUUACCUUGUUCAGGUGAAAGAAGACGUCCAGGGAACAGUUCAGAUCCAGACAUCCUCGCCAGACGUAUUUAUACAUCUGGCGAUUCUGUACAAGGAGAAGGAGGUGGCCAGCAAAACAGGGAAAGGCCACGUGGUCCUCCCUGUCGUCUGGUUCCUGGUCGACAAAGAUGAGAUGGAGCAGGAGCAGAUGAGAAGCCCCGCCCAGGAGGAGGGAGUCAAAGAGGUAGACGCUCCCCCACAAAAAGCUGAGAAACAGGACUCAUUGUCUCACCAGCCUCACACAGAGACUAUGGAUCAGACGUAUGUGGUGCAGGCAGAGGUACUUCAUAAGAGCUGGGAUUUGGAUGAAGCUCAGUUGGAUUUUGUCAAUCACCUCAGCGAAUUGCAUAAGAUUGAGAUGAGAGCUAACAAGAACUACGUGAAGCGUGGGCCCAGCACGCCCAGCACGCCCAAAGGCCACCGCAAAGCCGAAGUGGAAAAGGACAAGGGGAAGCCGUGUGCCGCGUCCAAAGCUUGCCCCAAGCAGGAAACGAGCGUUGACCUGACUAAGCCGCACUGGACGCUGCGUGUGGUCAGCGACGAGAGUCAAGCGGAGAGCGUGGAGGUGAAGAAGGACACAGCGAGAGUGGACCAGAUUCAAUUCAUUAAAAGAGCCUGGGAGAUCACGGAGCCCGGCCGCUCUGCCAAGGCUCACCAGUCUCGUCUCGACUUUCUAAAAGAAGAACAACUUCAACAAGAACAACUUCAAAAAGAAGAAGCAGAAGCCGAAGAGCUCGCUUCUCCCACAUCUGGUUCUCCCACCUCUCCAGCCAAACAGAAGCAGGCUACCCCCUUCACCUUUACCCAAAUGGACUACACGCCCUUUAUCAGAUGCCACAAAGAGUUUCCCGUGCUGAUGGACAAAAAGAUUGAGAAGAGGGAGGAGAAGUUGCGCCUAGAAAAGAUCCAGAGCUACCGCUUGGUUCGAGAAAACAUUCGGGCACAACGAGAGCAGCAGGAGUUCGACAGGAAGGAGCUCAUGACAAGCCAGCUGGAGACAUAUGACAACAUGCAGGCGCUCUUGUGGCAGCGGCGUAAGAAAUUUCUCAACGCUUGCAAGGCCUUCAGCAGCCGUCUGAUGGCGGCCGUGAAAAAGGAACGAGAGGAGAAACAAGCGCUGGAGGAGGCCCAGCACGCCGUCCAGGAAAAAACAAACCCCGCCUCCGCUUCCUCCAAGAAUUCGAACAAAAGUACCAAGAAAUCUGGCAAGAAGAAAUGA